UAUAAGACAGCGUUGAGACAAAGGCAACAUUCGCUCUCUCAAUCGUCUAUCUGACCAGUCUGAAGAACCUCACCCCAACAAGCAUCCACUCACGACACCAUGUCAUCUCAACAGCAACCACAAGCAGCCCGCGUAGCUCUCGUCACAGGAGGAAACAGAGGUAUCGGGAAAUCCAUCGUCCUCGCAUUGGCUGAAAAGGGGAUAUCUGUCGUCUUCACGUACAACUCCCAUCCUGAAGAACCUCCUGCGGUGAUCGAAUCCGUUGAAUCCCUGGGAAACGGUGCCAAAGCAGCCAGUCUCCAACUCAACGUCACUGAGUUCGACAAAUACGAUACGUUUCUCUCAUCUCUCCAAUCUAUCCUGAAAGAUUGGGGUUAUACUCAACUUGACAUCUUCAUCCCCUGUGCUGGAAUAGGAUCCAUUACGCCAUUUGGGCAGAUCAAUGCUCAGACAAUCGAUGACCUGUACAAUAUUCAAUUCAAGGCGCCGAUCCUUUUGACUCAAUUGGUCGCUCCCAUUCUCAAAGAAAAGACGUCGGUAAUCAUCACCAUAUCGUCUGGUCUCGCCAGGUUCUCUCUACCUCCUCUUGGGGUUUAUGCCGGAUUGAAAGGAGGUAUAGAGGUCUGGACUCGAUACCUCGCCAAGGAACUUGGAUCCAAGGGAAUUAGAGCCAUCUGCGCAAGGGUCGGAGCUGUCGAAUCAGACUUUGGGGGUGGUCGAGUCAGAGAUGACAAGGACACGAACAAACAUAUCGCGAGUACCAUCGCUCUCGGACGAGUCGGUCUCCCCUCGGACAUUGGACCAGCCAUCGCCAAUAUCAUCGACUUGACUUGGGUGACGGGUACUGUCAUUGAAAUGAGUGGAGGACAGCAGGUCUGAGCUGGAGAAAAGGGCUCAAUGUCACGGAGCCAUUUUGGUGGCCUGUUGGCUUUUAGGGGCCUCCCGUGCUCAGCUUCAAUCGGAUGGGAGAGAACGCUUAGAGCCUGACUGAUGCAUGGAAUAUCCUGCCAUGU
This is a messenger RNA of Kockovaella imperatae, 1013 nucleotides long. RefSeq lists its product as hypothetical. The transcript is spliced from 2 exons. Lineage: Eukaryota; Fungi; Basidiomycota; Tremellomycetes; Tremellales; Cuniculitremaceae. The record is from RefSeq and is a predicted model, not a curated record. The coding region runs from base 100 to 879 and encodes 259 amino acids.